GCGCCACGAUGUUUGAGUUCAGUUACUACAUCGACUCUUAGCUGUCGCAUAAAGUAACUUCUCUCUCAUCCAAAGAUAAAAUUGUAGAAACUUUAUUUUUACAUAUUCCUCUAAAAUUCCUCUCCGUCAGUAAAAUGCGUGAGUGUAUCUCCAUCCAUGUGGGUCAGGCUGGUGUCCAGAUUGGCAAUGCCUGCUGGGAGCUCUAUUGUCUGGAGCAUGGGAUCCAGCCAGAUGGUCAGAUGCCCAGUGACAAGACCAUCGGAGGAGGAGACGACUCCUUCAACACCUUCUUCAGUGAGACUGGAGCUGGCAAGCACGUCCCCAGGGCUGUGUUUGUGGAUCUGGAGCCCACUGUCAUUGAUGAGGUGCGAACUGGAACUUACCGCCAGCUCUUCCAUCCUGAGCAGCUGAUCACUGGGAAGGAGGAUGCAGCCAACAACUACGCCCGUGGGCAUUACACCAUCGGCAAAGAGAUCAUAGACUUGGUUUUGGACAGGACUCGCAAACUGGCUGACCAGUGUACUGGCCUCCAGGGCUUCCUGGUCUUCCACAGCUUUGGAGGUGGCACCGGUUCUGGUUUCACCUCCCUGUUGAUGGAACGCCUGUCUGUUGACUAUGGCAAGAAGUCCAAGCUUGAGUUCUCCAUCUACCCAGCUCCCCAAGUGUCCACAGCUGUUGUUGAGCCCUACAACGCCAUCCUGACCACCCACACCACCCUGGAGCAUUCAGACUGUGCUUUCAUGGUAGACAAUGAGGCUAUCUAUGACAUCUGCCGUAGGAACCUCGAUAUCGAGCGUCCCACCUACACUAAUCUUAACAGGUUGAUCAGCCAGAUUGUGUCCUCCAUCACUGCUUCCCUCCGAUUCGAUGGUGCCCUCAAUGUUGAUCUGACAGAGUUCCAGACCAACUUGGUACCCUAUCCCCGUAUCCACUUCCCCCUGGCCACCUAUGCCCCAGUGAUCUCAGCAGAGAGGGCUUACCAUGAGCAGCUCUCUGUGUCUGAGAUCACCAACGCUUGCUUUGAGCCAUGUAAUCAGAUGGUGAAAUGUGACCCACGUCACGGCAAGUACAUGGCCUGCUGUCUGCUGUACCGUGGUGACGUUGUGCCCAAAGAUGUUAACGCUGCCAUUGCCACCAUCAAAACAAAACGCUCCAUCCAGUUUGUAGACUGGUGCCCAACUGGUUUCAAGGUUGGUAUCAACUACCAGCCCCCAACUGUGGUACCUGGUGGAGAUCUGGCCAAGGUCCAGAGGGCAGUGUGCAUGCUUAGCAACACCACUGCAGUGGCUGAGGCUUGGGCCCGCCUUGACCACAAGUUUGACCUGAUGUAUGCCAAGCGUGCAUUCGUGCACUGGUACGUAGGUGAGGGUAUGGAGGAGGGAGAGUUCUCUGAGGCCAGGGAAGACAUGGCUGCCCUGGAGAAAGAUUAUGAGGAGGUGGGUGUCGACUCCAUUGAGGGAGAGGGAGAGGAGGAGGGAGAGGAGUAUUAAAGUGAGUGACUUGAUUCACCUUAGUCAUAUCACUAGCAUGCUUAUCACUGGUCAGAAGUUUACAUGGCUCAGCUUUCCUUAUUAGCGUUGGAAAUGGCUAGCAAACACUGUCACACAUCAUAGAUAUUCAUGCAUUCCAUUGGAACCGAAAGUUGUUAAUGAAAUUUGCUGUGGUUGUGUUCAGGGAAUGUCAUUGUGUUGCAAUGGUUUUACUUUUUACGGUUUUAUGUUAUUUUACACUGCAGCGGUCUGUCCUCUUUUGUCUGUGAUAUGCAAUAAAUUACUGGAGGAGCUUU
Messenger RNA from Salvelinus fontinalis (brook trout), 1786 nucleotides. RefSeq names its product tubulin alpha chain-like. Gene Ontology annotation, biological process: mitotic cell cycle; microtubule cytoskeleton organization. The transcript has 4 exons. The record is from RefSeq and is a predicted model, not a curated record. Lineage: Eukaryota; Metazoa; Chordata; Actinopteri; Salmoniformes; Salmonidae. The coding region runs from base 135 to 1490 and encodes 451 amino acids. Gene Ontology annotation, molecular function: GTP binding; structural constituent of cytoskeleton. Gene Ontology annotation, cellular component: microtubule; cytoplasm.